GGGCGCCCUCUGCUCUAAACUCUACGCCGAGGCGCCUGUGCGAGCCCAUGGUUGCGAUGGCUCCUGGCCCAUCACUCAACGCAACAUGAUUUGCUGAGGGCUCAAAUAUCCCAUGCCCUGUCCUCUCCCCCUGGUUCAGAGAAGACCCCUCUCCCUAACGACAAGAGGGUUAGCUACCGUGGUGGAACGACUUCGCCAUCGCAUCGCCACUCAUGAUCUAAUGCUGCCUUUCGGUCUGGCUACCUUACGCGAUCGAAAGGAAGGUGAUCAAGCGGUGUAGGGGGGCCACUGGGCUCUGCACUAGAGGUUCAACAGGCGCCUUGCCCCAAAGUUGGGUUCGGCGACCGGCAAUCCGAUACCUAGGUUGUGCUGACCGUGAUGCCCUAUAGGCAUUUGCCGGGUCUACAGAUGAACGACAUUGUCUUCUGGUUCCACCACUCUUGCGAGCGCUUAGACCCACGCUCUACCUCGUGGUAGCCAAUGAUCUGGAAUGCAAGGGGACGUGUUGGCACCACCGACAGCUGAAAAAUGGGACCCUCUGUUACGCUCAACACUUUAAUUUGAACAGUCACGCAGCAGCCUGCCUGAACAGGCAAGUGUUCAACCCGAGUCCCGGUCAAAUGUGACUCGUUCAUUCCGAGCUGCAGUGGAAAAAUCGCUUUCUCACGGGAUUCAGACUGCGGCGCACCUGAACCUUCAUCCUGCAUAUGCAAGACACGGUAGAUUCUUUUGGGAGAUGGCUGGGUCAUUGCCAUGGCCCAUGGCGUCGUUUGACAGCUCAAGUCUGGAAAUGGACAGACACUCUUCGCAGUUUUGCACUACAUCCACCAUCCGCCCCCUAGGCUGAGUGGCAUCGGUCAAAUCUGUCGAGAAAACAAAACUAGCCCGGGGUUGCGGGGGCCCUUUUAUGGCUGGAAUGGUGUGAGACGACACGACCACGAUGUCUAGGGGGAUUUUGACCUGGUCCACUCAAGCUCGGCUGCCUGUUCCUCAUGCACGUCGCUGGGGUCUACUACCAGCAGUGCUGUUCUUUCUCCGUCUAUCAGAGCUGUCGCCCACAUUUGGACCCGGCAGGGCUCCUAUCACCUGUCCUUUCAGCCAAGACUUCCUCGUGUCAUAGCGUGAAGAGGUACGGCUGUGGUGCAUUUCCAGCACAAUCUCUGCAUCCUAGGCUGAAUGUCGAGCCCGAAGCCACUGCCGUUGAUGCCAUCCAUCCACACUUUACAAAAAUCGAGCUUUUUGAGAAAGGCCCGGGUUGCACGUUGUAUGUUGUCUCUGUAAUGCAUGCGAGGCAUUGUGGUGGUAACACAGGUUUGUUAGCUGCGAGCGACUAAAUUAACAUCUCCACGGGCUUGGCGCCGACCCUAGAUUAGAG
Cladophialophora immunda is the source of this 1375-nucleotide messenger RNA. RefSeq lists its product as uncharacterized. The record is from RefSeq and is a predicted model, not a curated record. The coding region runs from base 993 to 1334 and encodes 113 amino acids. Lineage: Eukaryota; Fungi; Ascomycota; Eurotiomycetes; Chaetothyriales; Herpotrichiellaceae. The transcript has a single exon.